AGGAACACCGUAGCAACAAGAGCUCGCGAGAAGCACCGUGAACGCAGCAACAGAGACAACCAAAAUAAAGUGAGCACAACAAACACGGAGCGCAUGAUGGCGGCGUCGCAGCUGCGCCGGGACAAGAAAUCCACCGCCGCCCAUCUGAAGGCAGACCUUAAGCGGACUGACAACAGUUCGGCGCUGCGGCAGCUGCAGGAGCUGCUGGAUAGCGUGCUGAACCCGGAGCGCGGCUCUGACCCGGAGUCGCUGGAGUGGUGUAAAUGGCUGCUGGCUGGAGGGGACGGCUUCGAAGACUUCUGCCGCACCGUCCGGUCCUACGACAACGCCACUCUCUGCGGGCUGGUGUGGACGGCCAACUUCGUGGCCUACCGAUGCCGGACGUGCGGCAUCUCGCCGUGUAUGUCGCUGUGCGCCGAGUGCUUCAACAACGGUGAUCACACGGGCCACGAUUUCAACAUGUUCCGGAGUCAGGCCGGCGGGGCCUGCGAUUGUGGGGACGGGAACGUCAUGAGAGAGAGCGGGUUUUGUAGAAGGCAUCGGUUAAAAACAGGUGAGAAUGUGCCAUCGGUCCCUCGUGAUCUGCUGCUCAUGUCUGAGAUGGUUUUGCCGCGGUUUAUCAUCACUAUCAUCCAGUACCUGAGAGAUGGCUACACAGAACCAGAGUCUGCGGCUGACAGAGAUCUACAGAAGGUUCUGCAGCAGCUAGAGUCGCACAUAUCGCUCUUAGAAGAGCUCACCAAGAUGGGCGGGGCCAUGCGCACUGUUCUUACCAAGAUCUUAACCAAUCAGCAGACCUUUAAAGAACUGAGCAUGGGUCAAGAGGAAAAUGUUUAUGCAAAGAGGAGCUAUGAGAAGUAUUUGUCUGCGUUGAAGAGUUCAGGACUGGUGUCGGUGGAGGAGAAGGGGGCAGGAGGAGCGGGCGCUGGCGCAGCAGACACUGCAGCAGGGGCAGGAGCUCUCAGUCUACUGGGAGCGACUGCAGCCGCCAGUCUGGAGGAUUCUAUUAAAGAGGAGGAUCAGGAUGGACUGCAGGGUGUGGGCCAGAGGAAAAGAGUCAAGCUCAGUAGCACUACCAAAGAUCCAUCUAUUAUGGACACCUUGAAGCAUAAAUGUUUUUUGGAAGAGUUAUUGUUUUGGACCAUUAAGUAUGAAUUUCCUCAAAAGAUGGUCACUUUUUUACUCAACAUGUUGCCAGAUCAGGACUACAAGAUCACGUUCACUAAAACCUUUGUUCAGCACUACGCCUUUAUCAUGAAGACCCUUAUGAAGAGUCAUGAGUCAGACACCAUGUCCAACCGCAUCGUCCACAUCAGCGUGCAGCUCUUCAGCAACGAGGAGCUGGCGAGGCACGUCACCGAGGAGUGCCAGCUGCUGGACAUCAUGGUCACUGUGCUGCUUUACAUGAUGGAGAGCUGCCUUAUCAAGAGUGAACUGCAAGAUGAGGAGAACAAUCGUCAUGUGGUGGUGAACUGUGGUGAAGCCCUACUAAAGAAUAACACCUACUGGCCUUUAGUUAGCGAUUUUAUUAAUAUCCUCUCACACCAAAGUGUGGCCAAGCGCUUCCUGGAGGAUCACUCUCUGCUGUUGCUCUGGAUGAGCUUCGUCUCCUUCUUUCAAGGGAUGAAUCUGAAUAAGCGAGAGCUGAAUGAGCACGUGGAGUUCGAGUCUCAGACGUAUUACGCAGCAUUUGCCGCUGAGCUGGAGGCGUGUGCUCAGCCCAUGUGGGGUCUCCUCACACACUGCAAAGUCAAAGAUACACAGGAGUACACAAAGACUCUGGUGCGGUACUGUCUGGAAACUCUACAAAUGUGGUUUGAUGCCAUUGGAUUUGUGGAUGAGCCUGCACCCAACCAGCUGACUUUUCAUUUACCUCUGCACCGAUACUAUGCCAUGUUCCUCAGCAAGGGAGUGAAGUGUCAAGGUCUGGAUUUGGACAGUCUGCUGCCUGAUCAGGAAAUGCUGAUGAAGAUCAUGGUUCAUCCACUGCAGAUACAGGCCAGUCUGUCUGAGAUCCAUAGUAACAUGUGGGUGAGAAAUGGACUGCAAAUUAAAGGUCAGGCGAUGACGUAUGUACAGUCUCACUUCUGUAACUCGAUGAUUGACCCGGACAUCUACCUACUACAGGUGUGUGCAUCUCGACUGGAUCCAGAUUAUUUUAUUUCCUCCGUGUUUGAGAGGUUUAAGGUGGUGGAUUUGUUGACGAUGGCAUCGCAGCAUCAGAAUGCAGUGCUGGACUCGGAGCAGGAGAGACCCAUGCUCGAGGGAGCACUCACCUUCCUUGUCAUACUGUGCAGUCUCAGAAUACACUUGGGAAUGUCAGAUGAUGAGAUUUUGAGAGCAGAGAUGGUGUCACAGUUGUGUAUGAAUGAUCGUACCCAUAGUUCCCUGCUGGAUCUAAUCCCGGAGAAUCCGAACCCCAAGAGCGGUGUGGUUCCGGGCAGCUGUAGUUUUGAGGAGAUGUUGUCUGCUGUAGCUGAUUUUAAAGCCCCAGUCUUUGAGCCUGGAGGAUCUAUGCAACAGGGCAUGUACACACCUAAAGCUGAAGUCUGGGAGAAAGAGUUUGACCCUAUAAUGGUGAUUUUACGCACAGUGUACCGCAGAGACGUGCAGUCGGCUAUGGAUCGAUACGGAGCAUUUCUGAAGCAGUCAGGUGUUCAUACGGGGAACCCUUGGCCCCCCUAUAAGGAGAGGACCCCUUUGCAUCCAUGCUAUAGAGGACUGGCGCGCCUGCUGCACUGCAAAACUCUGCACAUCGUCAUCUUUACACUGCUUUAUAAGAUCUGGAUGGAUCAUCAGAACAUGUCAGAACAUGUGUUGUGUAUGGUGCUGUACCUCAUAGAACUCGGAAUGGAUAACCAGGUCCAGGAGGACAAAUUAGAGGAGGAGCCCUGUAUUGAGGAGCACUGUCAUGACAGCUGGUUCCCCGGCACCAGUCUGCUGUCUAACCUCCAUCAUGUUAUCAACUUUGUGCGGGUGCGAGUUCCAGAGACGGCCCCGGAGGUGGAGAGAAAGAGGGAGAGGGAGAGAGACAGAGAAACUCCAGCCAGCACCAGUGCAGAUAGCAGCAGCUUCGGACAGAGUUCCAGGAGGCUAACUGGGAAUUGGAGAGAGAAUCUGCGUGAAGCUCAGGUGUUCAGUCUGGUGGCAGAGCGCAGGAGGAAAUUCCAGGAGAUCAUAAACCGCAGUAACCAUGAGGCCAGCCAAGCAGUGCGGCCCAAAUCCUCAUCCUCUCGCUGUCUGCCACCGGGCUCACCGCCACAGCUGGUCACUGAAAUCCUUGAGAUCCGUGAGAGCAUGCUGUCUCUCCUGGUGAAGCUCCACCAGAAAUUGUCUGCCAAGCAGAACUCUCUGUCCCUGAGCUGGCUGGCCGAGGUGGAUCCGGGCCGGCACGAGCAUGGAGACGGCAUUACCGCCAUCGAAAGAAUCCUGGCCAAAGCCGCGUCCCGCAGCCGACACAGCAAGAGAUGUCUGCAGGAGAUCUGUGGGAAGGUGUGUCCACCCAUACCACCCAAGAUGACCAGUCCUGGAGACAAGAGCAUGAACAAGGAGGAGAGGCGUCAGCGGGCGAGAGAGAGACAGCAGAAGCUACUGGCGGAGUUUGCCUCCAGGCAGAAGAGCUUCAUGGAGACGGCCAUGGAUGUUGAGUCACCUGAAGCAGAUGCAGUGAUGGAUGUGGGCUCGGCUGAACCUCUGGACUCUGAGAUUCUGUAUGACUGUGUGAUUUGUGGCCAGAGUGGUCCAUCCACUGAAGACAGACCCACAGGACUGGUGGUACUACUGCAAGCUUCAUCAGUGUUGGGGCACCGUUGCCGUAGCGACACGCCGAAGCGAUUGCCCACUACGGAUGAAGAACAUAUCUACCCUGAGGACACGUGUGGAGCGACCCAUGAUGUUAGACUGACCCUUAUGCAACGCUACUUUAAAGAUAGUUCCUGUCUGCAGUCAGUGUCUAUUGGCUGGGAUGGGGGUGUAUAUGUGCAGACUUGUGGUCACACUCUGCAUAUAGACUGUCACAAGUCUUACAUGGAGUCCUUACGGAAUGAUCAGGUUCUGCAGGGGUUUUCUGUGGAUAAGGGUGAGUUCACCUGCCCGCUGUGUCGUCAGUUCGCCAACAGUGUUUUGCCCUGUCGGCCGGGGCGUGGCACGGAGACGGGUGCCUGGCACACGGCCAGCAACAAGAGCAUGAGCACACUGGUGAAGGAGGUGGAAGAUCUGCAGGAGCAGCUGGGCAUUUUCCCAGUAAGCAGCAGCAUAAGGCACAGAGAUCUCAUGCUGGCGGAGACAAAUCUGAGUAAAGAAAUGGAAUCCGUUAUAAAGGACAUUAAAAACACCACGCAGAAGAAAUACAUGGAUUAUGGGAAGAACCCAGGGUCGCCUGACAAUGACUUCCUGUUCAUGUACUCUGUGGCCAGGACGAAUCUGGAGUUAGAGUUGGUUCAUCGUGGAGGAAAUCUGUGCAGUGGAGGCGCCAGUGCUGCUGCCAAACGUUCUUGUCUCAAUCAGCUGUUUCAUGUGCUGGCCAUGCACAUGAGACUGUACAGCAUAGAUUCAGCAUACAACCCCUGGACCAGACUCACGCAGAGCACGCACAGCAGAGAGACUGAGUACUGUGAUGAAGAGCAUCCUGAGGUGCCCAUGCUCUUCAGAGACGUUCCGUCCCUCCUCAUCAUCUUCAUCCUCACCAUGCCUCAGCCAUUACGUAAAGAGCACUUCACGUGUGUAGUGAAGGUGUUGUACAGUCUGCAGUACACACAGGCUCUGGCCGCUCUGUCCAUCAGAAUCAGCCGAGAGGAGAGACAAGCUUGGUGCAACAUUGGAGCUGCCAAAAAGAACAUGCCAAACUCAGACAAAUCAUGGGAGUCGUUGCUGGGUCAUGUGAUCUCUGAACUGACGAAGGCCAAAAAUGUUUAUGACACCAGCUCUGAGGAAACGUCUGUGCUGAAUUCCAGUGUGUGGUCUCCUCAGUCUGUUGAGUUCACCCUACAGCAGUUCUGUCUGCCCUUUCUGAGACUGUCCUGUUUGCUGCAACACCACCUGUAUGGGGACAGCUUACCCGGCUGCCCGAUGGAGGAGGAAUUCUCUCUGCUGAUUGGCUGUCUGGGUUUGGUUGGUUCGGUUAAGUCCAGCGUGCCCAUGAGCAGUGCAGCUUAUCUGGAGUGGAACUCCAACGCUUAUGAUCUGAUAGCUCAGUGGUGUUCAGAGGUCAUCGCUCUCUUAGAUACGCCCACCCAGCAGUCUGCGUCUUUGUUAGUUCAGGACCCUCAGUGGACAGCUCCUCGACUCCUGCAGCUCCCAGACAAUUACAACACCAUCUUCCAGUACUACCACAGGAAAUCCUGCUCAAGCUGUGGAAAGACCCCCAAAGACCCUGCGCUGUGUCUGGUGUGUGGAGCGUUUGUCUGUCUCAAGGGUCACUGCUGUAAGCAGCAGGGCGUCUGUGAGUGUGUACUGCACUCCCAACACUGUGGAGCGGCGACAGGAAUUUUCCUCCUGAUAAAUGCUUCGGUCAUUAUUAUCAUCCGAGGCCAUCGCUUCUGUCUGUGGGGGUCUGUGUAUCUGGAUGCUCAUGGAGAGGAGGAUAGAGACUUACGCCGAGGAAAGCCUCUGUAUUUAUGUGAGGAGAGGUACCGUGUUCUGGAGCAGCAGUGGGUCUCACACACCUUUGACCACAUCAACAAGCGCUGGGGUCCCCACUACAAUGGACUUUAACAUUAGUGUCCCAAUCCUAGCCUAGAUAUGGGAGAGGAGACAACAGGAGAUGAUGUCAGUGCAGCCUAUGUUGUGUAAUAUAAAGAAAACAUGCAUUGAGUUGGUUCUGUCACAGCCUGGGUUCAUGUGAAGUUUAGUGUACAAUCAAGCCUAUUGACUAACCGCGUGUGUGUGUGUGUGUGUUUUAAAAGUGAUUUUCUGUGUGGAUUUCAAAGCGGAGAGUUUUGUUUAAUCCCAGCAAGCUUACAGUGAAAGUGCAGACUAUAGUCCUACACUGAGUGAAUCUGUUGAUCCUUAUGGACUCGUGAGUGGAAAAAUGCUCCUGUUCCGUAAUGUUUGGAAAACUGACAGUUAUUGAGAACCGAGAUUUUGAAAAAACUAAUCUGACCAACAUUAAGCAAAUCAUGUACAGAUAUCAGAAUUAAUAUUAAAACCUUGUGCGCUAAAGGUACUAAGACAUGCAGACUCUCAACAUAUCCCCACCACCCCAUGACCAGUGCAAUGUGUAGUGAUGUCAUACUAUAUGAGUUGAAACGCAUCUCAUAAGAUUUAUUCUGUAAGCUCAGAGACCUUUAUAUGCUGAUGUGGGUUCGACACCCUUUAAGGAGAAUUACUAAAGCAGGGUUUGAGACAAAAUGUCAACCGAUUAGAGCUAAAGAAAGAUUUGUCUCUGGUAUAGUUGCAGUCAUCCUCAGGAAUUUUAUUUUAUUAUUUUUGUUUUGUAGUCUCAGAUAAAAGAUUUUAAUAUUUAAAAUGUGCUGCUAUUCAUUGUCUAAAAAAAGUUAAUUAUACCUUUGUAAAAAAUAUUUUUUACAAAUUGCAUUUUUUCUAAUGAAGGCUCUGUGUUGUUGGUGGUUGGCUGGUCUGUUGAGUUCAUUAUAAAAAAUAAAAAAAUCCCCUGCAACCUUGUUCAGUGUUUCUAAGGACAUUCUAUCUCAGAAUCUUUUUUUUUUGGCAUUCCCCUCAUUUAAAGGUUAUCCUUUUCCAAAAGUUAAUCUCACAAAAAAAUGUCCAGCUCAUAUAUCACCCACAAAAUCAAGAGAAAAAAAGGACAAGAAUUUUUUGAUUGAAAGAUUUUUUAUUAUUAUUUAUUUAAUAAUAAUAAUAAAAAAAAAGUAUUAUUAUUUUUGUGAAAAUUCUGCACAUUUCACACCAAAUUUUCUUCUUACAGUAAUGCGUCCAAACCUUUUACUUUUGAGUUUCCCCAUUAUUCUCAUUAUGGGGAAAAUAAUAUUGGAAUGUAAAUUUUUUUUGGCGCAAAAUUUAUUGAAACGAAAUAACCUUUAUCAAUAAAACCGUUUUUUUUUUUUUUUUUUUUUUUUACAGGACACAAAUGUAUUUAUUGCGAAUACAUUUAAUGAAAUGUGGAGACCAUGAUACAAAACCAUUUGAACAAAAAUAAGGUUUCAUUUAAAGUGUUUUCGCUCUCCUCCAUAGGAAACUGAACAUAAAUACUUUCCCAGAACCACAUGAUCCAAUUACUAGUUUUGUGCUGUUUAAACUGACCAUAAUGGAGUUCAUUUGAGUUUUUUUUUUUAGCAUCACAGUAUUGAGAAUAUUUGGGGCAAAAUGUGCUUAAAUAUGAUUAAAUAUCACAUAUGCAAAAAUAAUUUAGUAGUCAUAAAAUAGGUUGCAUUUUUAAAUGCUAAAUAGAAGUUAUUUCUUUUUGAUUUUGGGGUGAAAAAUGAUUUGAGAGUUUUGUGAGAUUCACCCAACUAUUGCCAUCAAAAUAUCUGGCCUAGCACUUUCCCUCAGUCAGCUGUCACUCAAACGAUAUUUCCCUUAUUCUUAUUACAUGACAAUGUCAAGACUAGUUGGCCCAUAGGGGGGGAGUGUUUCAUCAAUUGACUCCUCAUUCACUCUUACGGAUGCUCGCGGCUGUUAAAUGCAAAGACAGAGCAGGUUUUUUCAGACGUGCAUAUUUACAAGUAGCCUAAACUCCUUCAUUAGGAAUUUGCAGAACAAGAAGUCUCUUAUUAAAGCUUGUUGAAAGUCAAUUUGUGUUAAUACAAUAUUUUGAUGCACACAUUUCCCAGAUAUUAAAUUGUAAUUCCUGUCCUAAUCUAACAGGUCCCUUUUAGUUUUCUACAGCUUUGAACCUCUGCCAGAUUGUGUGUUUAGAUGGAUUAUAACCUAGACAAAAAAAAAAAAAAAAAGAAAAAAAAAAAUCUGUUUUCAAAAACAAAAGUUGUUUGGUCCUCCACAUAAAUAGACUUUUAGUGAAGGUUAGAUUACUCGUUUAAUGUAUUACAAAUGUGGUGUUCCCCAAGGCUCUGUCCCCGGACCUUUAUCUAUUGUGCUUUUCAAAGCAUUGGAGUGGGCAUUAUUCAUAUGUUAAUAUUUUAAAAUGCAUUAAAUUGGAUCACAUGGAAAUAUGAAUAUCACAGCCCAGUCCUGGCAUGGGCACGUAUGGUGCACUUUCUUUUUAUUUUACGCAGCUCUUAUAUCAGGGGGUGGUUUAGUGAGUAUGUCCUGUUUUCAUUGUUGCCCACUUCAAAAGUUUUGCAUUGAUAUAAUCACCCCAGUUUAAUUUAUAUUGAUUUCUACAAUGUCUUGAUAGUGAUUUUCUUUUGGUGGUGUCACAUUGAGAGCUCUUGAAAAUGCUUUUUUCUCAUCCUAUUUAACUGUAUAUUUUUCAAAUUAAUUGACACAUUUAAAUGCAGUUUGCAGGACAGUUUCCCAUAUAUUAUAUGUUUGUCUGUCCUUUUGAUUGUAAGCCGCAAUUGUAGAGACAAAAAUGACCUCCAACUAUGUUGAGGGCAUCUUUCUUUCUCUCUCUCUGACUUACAAGCACCUCAAUAAAACAUACACAUAAUCAGACACUCAAAAUCACCAGAACUAGCUUGUUUGGCUUUUAUUGAUAAGUUUGAUUGGAAGAUAUCACUUAUUAUAGUUGCAAUCACGCCAUGCUGGUGGGAGAAGGUUUUUCAGUGCACUUGAAGUUGCUUAUUUUCUUUUGUCUUGAUUUCUUGCAUGCUGCUGUUUUUUUUUCUUUCCCUUAAGCACUCUGCUUUUUCUCCCUCCCCACUGUAAAGACAGUUUUGCUCAUUGUGUUGAUGGAUAAUGGACAUGUAAGCUGGUGUGUUCUCAUGAAGUGAAUGUGUGUCAGGCAGGCAGUAAUACAGUACAUUACUGUAAGGAGCUGAUUUAGACUCUUUGAUGUCAUCUCUGAAAGGGGUGACUUUUAAUGACAUUUAAUGCAAAAUGUAACAUAUGUGAAUAAAAUAUACAGAUG
Messenger RNA from Xyrauchen texanus (razorback sucker), 8947 nucleotides. RefSeq names its product ubiquitin protein ligase E3 component n-recognin 3 (gene ubr3). The transcript is spliced from 40 exons. Gene Ontology annotation, biological process: protein ubiquitination; ubiquitin-dependent protein catabolic process via the N-end rule pathway. NCBI's taxonomy places the organism in Eukaryota, Metazoa, Chordata, Actinopteri, Cypriniformes, Catostomidae. Gene Ontology annotation, molecular function: ubiquitin protein ligase activity; zinc ion binding. The record is from RefSeq and is a predicted model, not a curated record. The coding region runs from base 94 to 5712 and encodes 1872 amino acids. Gene Ontology annotation, cellular component: ubiquitin ligase complex; cytoplasm.